Rotaria sp. Silwood1 is the source of this 846-nucleotide messenger RNA. The record is from the annotation of a GenBank genome assembly. Lineage: Eukaryota; Metazoa; Rotifera; Eurotatoria; Philodinida; Philodinidae.
AUGAGCCAUCAUAUAUUUGACGACGAGGAACAUACAGUAAAAUAUCGUCUUCAUAGAUCUGGUUAUCCAAAAAAAGUAUUUGAACAUAUUAUUGAUUAUUAUUUUAAUGGAAAAAUUACAGAUGAAAAAAUUCCACUGACACUCGAUGUUGGAUGUGGAAAUGGUCAAGCAACAGUAGAUCUUAGCCCAUUUUGUGAACGAGUUAUUGGUCUGGAUGAUAGUGCAUAUCAACUUGCUUAUGCUAUAAAGAAAGACAAUAUUGAAUAUCGAUGUCAGACAGCUGAAGAUUUAUCUUUUCUUCAAUCAAAUUCUGUUGAUUUAAUCACAACUGCAACAACUUUACAUUGGCUUGAUAUAGAAGUAUUUCUUAAAGAAGUUAAACGUGUACUUAAACCACAAACAGGUGUACUUGCUGUAUGGACAUAUGCAUUGGGAACAUUAGAUAAUCCUAUAGCUGAUGCUAUUUAUCAUGAAUUUCAUCAUGUUUUGUUGUUUCCAUAUUGGGAUGCAAAACGUUGGUUAGCUGAUGAUUAUUAUCAAUCACUUGUACCACUUUUGCCGUAUCAAUCAACAUUACGUCAAUAUACAAUUGAAAAUCGAACAGAAACAACACUUGGACAAUUUUUUGGUUUUAUUGAAUCAUUAUCAGCUUGUCAAACAUAUAGGAAACAAAAUGGUGAACAAGCAUAUCAUGAUAUGUUAGCAAAAUUACGUCAGAAAUUAAUUCAAAGUUAUACUAAAACAAAAUUUCAAAAUAAUCAUGAUGAAACAAUAGAUUUUGAUUCAAUUAAAAUGACUGUCUCAAAUCCAAUACGACUUUAUUUAAUGAGAAAAAAUCAGAUGUAA